GAACUGCAAUCAAGACAGAACCACCGGAACACGGCCUGAAAGCCGAAAACCAAAACACCAGUCGAGAGAAACCCUAUCCACCGUACCUCCAUUAUUCUCGCUUCUCAGAAUCUCAGGGUAAAGAAACUCUUCCAGCUAGCUUGGGCGAGCAGGGGAAUCAAGCACAAUGCCGUUCGCCGGAGCCGUCGCCCCCUGCACCACCAUCCUGCUCCUCCUGCUGCUCGUCCCCUGUGCCGAGGGACAACCGCCCGAGGCGACGCCGCCGGGGGGCACGGCGAUCGGGCAGAUCCUGACCAAGAACGGGUGCGGCGCCUUCGCCGGCCUCGUCGCCGCCACGGCCGGCGUGGGCCAGGUGCUCCGCGAGCAGAGCGACGCGGGGCUCACCGUGUUCUGCCCGGACGACGGCGCUGUCGCGGCGUUCACCCCGCGGUUCAGCAACCUCACCGCCGACCGCCAGGCCUCGCUUCUUCUGUACCACGGACUGGCGGUACGCUCCUCCGAGGUGGAGCUCUCCUUGUUGACCCGCCUCGGCGGGGAAAUCGAGGUGCGGACGCUCGAUCGGGGCCGCUGGGGCUACGGCAUGCUCACCAUCUGCGACUGCGGAGGCACCAUGAGGCUCUCUUCGUCGCCGCCGUCGUUCACGAUGCCGGACGAGGCCAGGGUCACCAACACGGUCGUCUACAACGACCGCCUCACUCUCUACCUCAUCGACGCCGUGCUGGUUCCGGGAGCGCCGGCGGUGUUCGACUACUCGGACAGCCUGGUGACCGUUUGCUUCUUGCUCGGGAUCGUCACCUUAGUCUUGGGGUCGUGUGUUCUUUCUGUCAUUCGUGCAUGAGAAGAUCGUACCGAAGUUGCGCCAUAGGGCGACAAGAACCUUAGUUCGUGAUCGCUUCCGUGCGUCCCCUCUCCCGUAGUCCUGCUGCAAGCCUCCUUCACGGUCAGAUCUCCGUCCCUGAUGUACCGACUGGUGUUCGAGCACUGCUGGUGGCACGUUAAGUUCAUGUAUCCCAUGGCCGUCGUUUUGCACGGUGUAUGUCUGUGACUUGUCUAAACACUACCAUCUCCUGUGCUUGCGUCUUCUCUGUCUAUGUAUAUAUGUGUUCUUGCGAGCAACUUUUUCUAUGUACUCCUUUAGUGAUCUAAACACUGUUAUAUUUCUUUACAGAAGGAGUAUACAAGUGUUUAGUUACUUUAGGAACUAGACUUCAUGUGAGU
Messenger RNA from Triticum urartu, 1218 nucleotides. Its product is annotated as fasciclin-like arabinogalactan protein 2. Gene Ontology annotation, cellular component: plasma membrane. NCBI's taxonomy places the organism in Eukaryota, Viridiplantae, Streptophyta, Magnoliopsida, Poales, Poaceae. The record is from RefSeq and is a predicted model, not a curated record. Gene Ontology annotation, biological process: plant-type secondary cell wall biogenesis.